Messenger RNA from Sclerotinia sclerotiorum 1980 UF-70, 1632 nucleotides. RefSeq lists its product as hypothetical. The transcript is spliced from 5 exons. Gene Ontology annotation, molecular function: oxidoreductase activity, acting on CH-OH group of donors; flavin adenine dinucleotide binding. The coding region runs from base 1 to 1632 and encodes 543 amino acids. Gene Ontology annotation, biological process: secondary metabolite biosynthetic process. NCBI's taxonomy places the organism in Eukaryota, Fungi, Ascomycota, Leotiomycetes, Helotiales, Sclerotiniaceae. The record is from RefSeq and is a predicted model, not a curated record.
AUGCGACUCAAUCACGUGUCUUUAAUAUGUCAUGUGCUUGCCCUGCUUUUCCCCACCUUCGCUAACUCGUCUCCUGACCCUGUACCAUCUUUUACUUUCGGCACACUUGGUGUGGAUGCUACAUUCGAUUAUGUCGUGAUUGGCGGGGGAACUGCCGGUCUGGUAGUUGCAACGCGGCUCUCUCAGCAACCGAAUGUGUCUGUUGCGGUAAUCGAAGCGGGAGGGUUUUACGAGAUCGACAACGGGAAUCUGAGCGUGAUACCCUCUGACGAUAUCUUCUUCACGGGAUAUAGUCCAGCCGAUACCAAUCCUCUGGUGGAUUGGAGCUUUGUGACUGUUCCUCAAGCUGGCAUGAAUGAUAGAACACUGCAUUAUGCGAGAGGAAAGUGUUUGGGUGGAAGCUCUGGCCGAAAUUAUUUUACAUACCAGCGCGGAACCAAACAAUCAUACCAGAGAUGGGCCUCUGAAGUAGGCGAUAGCUCCUAUGAAUUCGAUUCAUUAUUACCAUACUUCAAGAAGGGUGUUGAAUUCACCCCUCCAAACAAUGCCCUUAGACCAUCAAAUGCUUCGUUGAGCUAUAAUGCUAGUGCCUUCGACCCUAAUGAAGGUCCACUUCAGGUCUCCAUUCCAAUUUGGGCCAAUCCAUUCUCUUCAUUUGCAAAACUCGCCUUUGAGGUACUUGGCUUUCGAUCGGAACUGGACUUUGUUAGCGGAACACUUUCUGGUGUACAAUAUAACAUGAAUACCAUAGACCCGAAGCAACAAACCCGCAGCUCAUCCGAAUCAUCCUACUUGACUACAGCAGCAACUUCAUCACUAAGAGUUUUCAAUGGAACAUUGGCGAAGAAGAUUUUGUUCAAUGGUACAACUGCUUCCGGAGUGUUAGUUAACACUAGUGGUGAAGAGUAUCGCCUGUUCGCAAAGAACGAAGUUAUUUUGUCUGCGGGAGCAUUCCAAUCACCACAAUUACUUAUGAUAUCAGGAGUGGGACCUAAGUCCACAUUAAACCAAUACAACAUCCCGAUAAUCUCAGAACUGCCGGGGGUAGGCCAGAAUAUGUGGGAUCAUGUAGUCUUUGGUCCGAGCUAUCAAGUCAGCGUUAUCACUCAUUCUGCGGUAUCAAAUGCAUCUUAUCUUGAAUUAGCUACGGAACAGUUUUACAAAAAUGGUUCCGGCAUGUUAGGCAAUCCGGGUGGCGAUCUUAUCGCCUGGGAGAAACUUCCCAACUCAUACCGCAAGUCGCUAAGCAAAGCAACUCUCAAUGAACUUGCCACUUUCCCAAAAGAUUGGCCGGAGAUCGAAUACCUCAUUCUGGAUGCGUAUGCCGGUAACCGUUCUAACCCCAUUGCUUAUGCACCUAAAACUCCAUACAUGUAUGCCGCUCCUGCGGCAGCACUUGUCGCUCCACUAAGCCGGGGAAAUGUCACUAUCUCCAGUACCGAUACGGCCGAUCCCCCUCUCAUAAAUCCCAACUGGCUUUCGCAUCCAGCAGACCAAGAGCUCGCUGUUGCAGCAUUCAAACGCGUCAGGGAGCUUAUGAAUACUGAUGAGAUGAAAAGCAUCACCAUCGGAAGUGAAAUUUUCCCGGGACUGGAUGCAAAAUGGGCAUUGCGAGCGAUCCGAUGGCCGUAG